CUCGCCUCAGUGAGGCCUGAGAUUCUUUUGAACAGGAGCUCUGCUUCCCAUGAGGCAGGGUGAAGUACCAGCUGGGAUAUUUCUGGUAAAUCUGAAAGCAGAAAAAGUAAGGUGCACACUUCAGGAAGUACCAGCCCCUGUGGGACUGUUGGGGCCUUGGGGAGCCUUGGGGAGAUUUGGGUGCCCUCCCCUAGUGACAGAUGGAUGGACCUUUCCUCUGAAAGAAAGGAGGACACACGUUGGCAAAUCAACUUCAAACCAAGAUUGCUUGCGAAGACAUCAUAAAGGGGAACACGCCCACAAAAGCUAGAAGGAAAGAUCGAAAAGGCAAGAAGGGCGGGAAUCAAGACAGACGUGUCACUUCAAGCAACUACUCACCAGAACCGGGAGCAAAAUGUCCCUGAAGUUGCCAAGAAACUGGGAUUUCAACCUGAAAGUAGAGGCUGGAAAAAUAGGGACUCCGGACAGGAACCAGAGGGAAUGGGAACAGCCAGUGGAAACUCAGUCUUCUCCUGACCUAGUCUUCCCGGCCCAGGCCAGUAGGAGGGCGACAACAGUUGGGAAAUUCCUAGAAUUGCUUCUUGUGGCUGAACUGCACGUCCUGGCCAGCCACAGGUCCGCAUCCCGUCCGUUGACGGGUAAGCUGAAGCUAACUGUGGCCACCAGAGGGCAGCACGCCCAGCCAGGACAGGGAUGGAUCUGCAGGCGCAACCAGAACCCCGCAGCGGCCGCUGCUCGGUCCAGGAGCGUGAUGACCGGCGAGCAGAUGGCUGCUCUCCACCAACCAUCUGCCCCCAACCCGCUGGAGAGGCCCAUCAAGAUGGGCUGGCUGAAAAAGCAGAGGUCCAUCGUGAAGAACUGGCAGCAGAGAUACUUUGUGCUGAGGGCGCAGCAGCUCUACUACUACAAGGACGAAGAGGACGUGAAGCCCCAGGGUUGCAUGUAUUUACCAGGAAGUACAAUCAAGGAGAUCGCCACGAACCCAGAAGAAGCGGGGAAGUUUGUCUUUGAAGUCAUUCCAGCCUCAUGGGACCAGAGUCGCACUGGACAGGACUCCUAUGUCCUCAUGGCCAGCUCUCAGGCGGAGAUGGAGGAGUGGGUUAAAUUCCUUAGGAGAGUCGCUGGCACGCCCUCCGGAGCUGUGUUUGGCCAGCGUUUGGAUGAGACUGUGGCCUAUGAGCAGAAGUUUGGCCCCCACCUGGUGCCCAUCCUGGUGGAGAAGUGUGCAGAGUUCAUCCUCCACCACGGCCUGAAUGAAGAGGGCAUCUUCCGACUGCCUGGGCAGGACAACCUGGUGAAGCAGCUCAGAGAUGCUUUUGAUGCCGGGGAGCGGCCCUCCUUUGAUAGAGAUACAGAUGUACACACAGUGGCCUCCCUGUUAAAGCUCUACCUCCGAGACCUCCCAGAGCCAGCGGUUCCCUGGAGCCAGUAUGAGGGGUUCCUGCUGUGCGGGCAGCUCAUGAAUGCAGAUGAGGCGAAGGCUCAGCAGGAGCUGGUGAAGCAGCUCUCCAUCCUUCCAAGAGACAACUAUAACCUCCUGAGCUACGUAUGCAGGUUCCUGCAUGAAAUCCAGUUGAACUGUGGUGUUAACAAGAUGAGCGUGGAUAACUUGGCUACUGUGAUUGGUGUGAAUCUCAUCAGGUCAAAGGUUGAAGACCCUGCUGUGAUCAUGAGAGGGACUCCUCAAAUCCAAAGAGUGAUGACCAUGAUGAUCAGAGACCAUGAAGUUCUCUUCCCCAAGUCCAAGGAUACACCCUUGUCACCCCCUGCUCAGAAAAAUGACCCAAAGAAAGCUCCAGUGGCUCGAAGCUCUGUGGGCUGGGAUGCCACUGAAGACCCCCCAAUGUCCAGGACAGACAGCUUUAGUAACAUGACCAGCGACUCGGACACAGGCAGCCCCACUGGACAACAGCCGAGUGAUGGGUAUCUGGAAGACAGCAGUAGGGCCCUGAGGGAAAAGCCAGGAGACUGGAAGCUGCAGUCAAGAAAACGGACUCAGACGCUCCCUAAUCGGAAAUGCUUCUUGACAUCAGCGUUUCAGGGCGUCAACAGCAACAAAGUGGAGAUCUUUAAGAAUGAGUUCUGGUCGCCCUCUUCAGAGGUAAAGGCAGGGGAAGGGCACCGGAGAACGAUGUCUCAAGGUGUGCCUCACUUUUCUGACUCCCAGCGGACUUCCACGUAUGAUAACGUCCCUGCCUCGCCCGGGGCCUCUGGGGACGGGGCAGCUGCGGUCUCGUCCCAUGCUUGUGACUCCAAGAGAGAAACUCUUGCCAGCCCAAACUUUGAAACUGGGCCUGGAAAAAAGAACUCUGGAGAAGAGGAACUUGAAUCCUUGCAGAGGGUGGUUGAGGAGCUGCAAAAGGAAAUAGAAACACAGAAGCAAACAUAUGAAGAGCAGAUCAAAAACCUUGAGAAGGAAAAUUAUGAUGUCUGGGCCAAGGUGGUAAGGCUCAAUGAAGAACUGGAGAAAGAGAAGAAGAAAUCUGCAGCCUUGGAAAUCAGCCUCCGCAAUGUGGAACGUUCCCGGGAGGAUGUUGAGAGGAGGAACAAGGCCCUGGAAGAAGAAGUCAAGAAAUUUGUCAGAUCAAUGGAAGAGCCCAAGGCUCAUGCUUGAGGGUCCCAGGCAACCACAGAAACAGCCCACAGAGGCCCACCUGACACGCUACCUGCUGACUGAAAAGCAAAAUUACUCCCUGUGAGGAAAGAGAAGACAUUUUGGGGGCAAACAUCACAUUUCCCAGUAAAAUAAAUCAAUGGAAUUUGCAGGAAGAUGAGGGUGAACAGGGACAUGUGGGACGUGGAUAGCCCUCUGUGGCUGUAUUCAAAAGGAUUGCAACAUUCUACCGUGGUCUCAGGCUGAGGGAAAUGGAACCUUCUGUGGCCGGAUGACUAUGCCCAGUGGAGACAUUUGAGGCAGGCCACAUCCCAAGGACCUAGACAAUACGCUGGUCACAACUGAAGGUGGACUGAGGCAUUAGUUCUUCUUUUUUUUUUUUAUUGUGGAACAAUUCAUCUAGUUAUAUGGCCUCAUGGUGUCCCUGAGACACAGGGGCAGAAAUGAUACUUAGCUUUCUGGUGUUCACCUAUGGUGAGCUGUGUUUUGGGGGUCUGCACCUGCUGACCAGAGCCCCAUUCUGCCACUCCCUCCAUGAUGCACACUUUCCAGGGGUUGGAAACUCAAAAUUAUUAUUAGACUAAGACAAAACAAGCAAUAAACUUGUAUUUAUGAGA
This is a messenger RNA of Suricata suricatta (meerkat), 3231 nucleotides long. It is a transcript of the gene ARHGAP25, whose product is annotated as Rho GTPase activating protein 25. Bases 395 to 2614 code for a protein of 739 amino acids. NCBI's taxonomy places the organism in Eukaryota, Metazoa, Chordata, Mammalia, Carnivora, Herpestidae. Gene Ontology annotation, biological process: activation of GTPase activity; actin filament organization; signal transduction. The record is from RefSeq and is a predicted model, not a curated record. Gene Ontology annotation, molecular function: GTPase activator activity. Gene Ontology annotation, cellular component: phagocytic cup. The transcript is spliced from 13 exons.